Seriola aureovittata is the source of this 3745-nucleotide messenger RNA. It is a transcript of the gene slc4a2a, whose product is annotated as solute carrier family 4 member 2a. Gene Ontology annotation, cellular component: plasma membrane; apical plasma membrane; basolateral plasma membrane. NCBI's taxonomy places the organism in Eukaryota, Metazoa, Chordata, Actinopteri, Carangiformes, Carangidae. The transcript is spliced from 21 exons. Bases 58 to 3423 code for a protein of 1121 amino acids. Gene Ontology annotation, biological process: transmembrane transport; regulation of intracellular pH; monoatomic anion transport. The record is from RefSeq and is a predicted model, not a curated record. Gene Ontology annotation, molecular function: monoatomic anion transmembrane transporter activity; solute:inorganic anion antiporter activity.
GUUCUGCUGCCUGAACUCAUCUGCUGAACACUGUGACCUUUGACCCCUUAAGGAGCCAUGAGCCAUCAUCCGAACUCUGUGGGUCCCAGCGAGGCCCUCGGUCUGUCUGCAUCCCUGUCUCCUCUUCCCCCACGUUGCCACGGUGAUGAAGAAGAGGAGGACCUGAACAAAGCGUUUGAUGUCCAGUGUUUUCAGCAGAUCCUUUGUCCUGCAGCUCGGAGUCCGCCGGAGAAACACAGAGUCUACGAUGAGCGGGACUUUGAAGAUCAUCGUCACUCUUCUCUCCACGUCCACCAUCCUCUGUCCAAACCUCCUGCUGAUAGCAGGAGGAAGAGGAGUGGCGAGGGGAGGAAGGACGUGAGGAGAGGCUCCACCCCCAGCACUGCGGCCACCAUAGAAGAAGACCAGGAGGAUGACUGCGAGGAGGAAUCCUUCACUCAGACCGAUGGAGAUGAGGGCCAGACGACUUCACACUCCAGUGACCCGCCCACCAGCUCGACCAUUCACAAUGGCCUCUCACCUGGCUGCCUCAUGAUAAGCAUUGGUCCUGAUGAGGCCGACGAGGCGGAGACACUGACGUCUGUCGACCUGGACGGCAUCAAGAGUCACCGACUGGAUGAUGUCCCAGCGGUGAGGCGUCACCUGGUGAGGCGGAGCUCCAGAGGACCAAUCAUCCAUGUCAGCAAAGAUCAGAGCAGCAGCCAAACUCAGUCUCAGCUCCAACACCUCCAACACCUCCAACCAGACCGUACACCUCAUGAGGUGUUCGUGGAGCUGAACGAGCUAGUGAUCGACAGGAACCAGGAGCUGCAGUGGAGGGAGACGGCUCGAUGGAUCAAGUUUGAGGAGGAGGUGGAGGAGGAGACGGAGCGCUGGGGGAGACCUCACAUCCCCUCCCUCUCCUUCCGCUCGCUGCUGGAGCUCCGAAAAACCAUCUCCCACGGGGCGGUGCUACUGGACCUGAAGCAGAGGACUCUGCCCGGGAUCGCCCAGCAGGUGGUGGAGCAGAUGGUGAUUUCAGACCAGAUCAAAGCUGAAGACCGGGCCAAUGUCCUGAGAGCUCUGCUGCUCCGACAUAGUCAUCCCAGUGAUGAGAAAGAUCACAGCUUGUUCAGCAGGAACAUCUCUGCUGCCAACAUGGCCACCCUGAUGGACAGACACAUUGGCCAAUCGGAACCAUCCAACCACCUGACCAAUCACAAAGAGGCUGACGCAGAGAAGAACAAGAGAGAAGCGCCGAACCUCUGUCACUCCAGAUCCAAACAUGAAGUGAAGCUGAUGGAGAAAAUCCCGGAGAGAGCUGAGGCCACUGUUGUUCUCGUAGGCAGUGUGGGCUUCUUGGACCAGCCCUCCAUGGCAUUUGUGCGACUGCAAGAAGCAGUCCUGCUGGAGUCUGUCCUGGAGGUCCCCGUCCCCGUGAGAUUCCUCUUUCUCCUGCUUGGCCCCCCCACCAUCAACAUCGAUUACCACCAGAUCGGUCGCUCCAUCUCCACACUCAUGUCAGACAAGCACUUUCAUGAGGCGGCGUACCAGGCUGACGACCGCCAGGACCUGCUGACAGCUAUCAACCGUUUCCUGGACUGCAGUGUGGUGCUCCCGCCCUCCGAGGUCGGUGGGGACGAGCUGCUGCACUCGGUGGCUCGCUUCCAACGAGAAAUGCUCCGAAAGAGGGAGGAGGAGCAGAGUGGCAAACUGCAAGAGAAACAGACCAGAAUUCAGCAAGAUGAGGAUUCCCGGGUUCCCUCCAAACCUGGUGACGAGCCCCUGAGGCGUUCAGGUCAUCUGUUCGGAGGACUGAUCAAAGACGUGAUUCGGCGCUACCCUCAGUACCUCAGUGACAUCCGAGAUGCCCUGAACCCCCAGUGCAUGGCUGCCAUCAUCUUCAUCUACUUUGCUGCACUGUCACCUGCGAUCACCUUUGGGGGACUGCUGGGUGAGAAAACAGAAGGUCUGAUUGGUGUGUCAGAGCUGAUUGUUGCCACGGCGAUGCAGGGCAUAGUAUUCAGUGUGUUGGGUGCCCAGCCUCUGCUGGUGAUUGGCUUCUCUGGACCGCUGCUGGUGUUUGAAGAGGCCUUCUACACUUUUUGUAAAGACAAUGAGAUCGAGUACCUGACAGGACGGGUGUGGAUCGGUUUCUGGCUAGUGCUCAUUGUUCUCCUCACUGUGGCCUUUGAGGGAAGCAUCCUGGUUCGCUUCGUCUCCCGCUUCACUCAGGAGAUUUUCUCCUUCCUCAUUUCCCUCAUUUUCAUCUACGAGACCUUUGCCAAGCUGGUCAAGAUCUUCCAGGAACAUCCUCUCCAAAACUGUUACCAUAGAAACAGCACAGUAUCUCUGUCUCUCUGCAACUACACCAUGGUCACUGGAGAUCCUGGGAAGGUUGUCGGCGAACCCAACACUGCUCUGCUGUCAUUAGUGCUCAUGGCGGGAACAUAUUUCAUUGCUUUCUACCUGCGCAAAUUCAAGAACAGCUCCUUCUUCCCUGGCAGGCUCCGUAGGAUCAUCGGAGACUUCGGGGUCCCCAUUGCAAUCCUUAUCAUGGUGUUGGUGGACUGGAGCGUGGAGGACACCUACACCCAGAAACUGAACGUGCCCAGUGGAUUCUCAGUUUCCAGUCCAGAGAAGCGUGGGUGGCUAAUUUCUCCCCUGGGGUCAGACGGGCAGUUUCCUAUUUGGAUGAUGGGUGCCAGCAUCCUGCCGGCCAUCCUCGUCUUCAUCCUCAUAUUCAUGGAGUCCCAGAUCACAGCGCUGAUUGUCAGUAAGAAGGAGAGGAUGCUGGUGAAGGGAACUGGUUUUCACCUGGACCUCCUCAUCAUUGUGGUGGUGGGUGGGAUCUCAGCUCUGUUUGGUUUGCCUUGGCUCUCGGCCGCCACAGUUCGGUCCGUCACCCACACCAACGCGCUCACCGUCAUGAGCAAAGCUGUUGCCCCUGGAGACAAGCCCCGCAUCCAGGAGGUGAAGGAGCAGAGGGUGACGGGCUUCCUCGUGGCAGUUUUAGUGGGUCUAUCGAUUGUGAUCGGGGAAGUUCUGCGUCAGAUCCCUCUGGCCGUGCUUUUUGGGAUCUUUCUCUACAUGGGUGUGAUGUCUCUGAACGGGAUCCAGCUCACCGAGAGGCUCAUUCUGCUGCUGAUGCCCCCGAAGUACCACCCCGAUCAAGCCUAUGUCCGCAAGGUGAGGACGUUAAGGAUGCACCUGUUCACUCUCGUCCAGCUGACCUGUCUGUCUGUCCUGUGGGUUGUCAUGGCGACAGCGGCAGCACUGGCUUUCCCCUUCAUGUUGCUGCUGACCAUACCUGUGAGGAUGCUGCUGCUUCCCCGCCUCUUCACUCGCAGAGAGCUGCAGAGUCUGGAUGCUGAUGAUGCGGAGCCUCACCUGGAGGAGAAGGAGGGGCAGGACGAGUACUCACAGCUGCAGAUGCCCGUGUGACCCGGCAGCAGCGUGCUGAUUGGUGGAUCUGGCCUGAUGGGCUGAAGCUCCUCCUCCAGUAGAAGGUCUGUCAUGUAUCCUGUAGCAGAGCUGGACUGUACACGCUUCUGAAAUCCUCUUUUUAUAAAGUAGAUUUUGUAUUUUCUGUUUGUUUUUGUCUAUCUCUGAUGAAGCUGCUGAACUCACUGACUCAACCCUGAACUCUGUUGAAGCUCUAGUUAUUCUCCACAUGAUGUUUUAAAGAUCACACUAACUCAAAUAUUCAGUCUUCUUAACUGUAUGUUUCUCCAUCUCAUUAAAUGCCAUCACUUUAUGUUUAAAA